This is a messenger RNA of Ooceraea biroi (clonal raider ant), 1032 nucleotides long. RefSeq names its product vacuolar protein sorting 2 (gene Vps2). NCBI's taxonomy places the organism in Eukaryota, Metazoa, Arthropoda, Insecta, Hymenoptera, Formicidae. Gene Ontology annotation, biological process: vacuolar transport. The record is from RefSeq and is a predicted model, not a curated record.
AUUCCGCGACGUACGCUCAGUUUCUAGCGGGUAACACGUCGUGAAAUAAUCGUGAAUAGAUAAACUAAAGAUAAAUAACAUCUUUAUCUUUACCCGUUUGCGGUAAAACAUCAAAAGAUAUGGAACGGAAAAUUGAUCGCGGAACUUGAUCUUGAACAUCUCUCGUGAUCGUGAAUUUGAUUUACGAACUAUGCAGGCUGUUACGCAGUGUUGAGUUCUUUCGUAUCUGAAAUUCUAAAGAAAGUUGUAUAUAUGUAUGAAGUAUGCGUGAAUUAAUCGAUAGAAUGUAGCGCAAUUAAUCCAUCCAACAAUACAGUAACAAUUAAUUUAUAAUCGGAUUCCGAAAUCAUGGAGUGGUUAUUUGGCAAACGCAUCACUCCCGAGGAGAUGCUCAGGAAGAAUCAAAGAGCAUUGAACAAGGCGAUGCGGGAUCUGGACAGGGAAAGAGUGCGAAUGGAGCAACAGGAAAAGAAAAUUAUAGCUGACAUAAAAAAGCUCGCAAAAGAUGGACAAAUGGAUGCUGUCAAAAUCAUGGCAAAAGAUUUGGUCAGGACAAGGCGUUACAUAAAGAAAUUUAUGCUAAUGAAGGCGAAUAUUCAGGCAGUAUCUUUAAAAAUACAGACUCUCCGUUCUCAGAAUACUAUGGCACAAGCUAUGAAGGGAGUAACAAAAGCGAUGCAAAAUAUGAACAAACAAUUAAAUUUACCUCAGAUACAAAAGAUACUACAAGAAUUUGAGAAGCAGUCAGAAAUAAUGGAUAUGAAGGAAGAAAUAAUGAAUGAUGCGAUAGAUGAUGCGAUGGAAGACGAAGGAGACGAGGAAGAAAGUGACGCUGUCGUCGCUCAGGUGUUGGACGAAUUGGGUCUGCAAUUGACGGAUCAGCUGUCUGGACUACCACAGGCGUCUGGUUCGUUGAGCGUAGCUGGAUCUAAGCAGCCAGUUGCCGCUGCAGCGGGUAACGAGGAAGGCAGCAAUCUUGCGGACGCUGACGCGGAUUUGCAAGCGAGACUUGAAAAUUUGCGACGCGAGUGA